Messenger RNA from Silurus meridionalis, 2884 nucleotides. It is a transcript of the gene nudcd1, whose product is annotated as NudC domain containing 1. The coding region runs from base 123 to 1883 and encodes 586 amino acids. The record is from RefSeq and is a predicted model, not a curated record. The transcript is spliced from 10 exons. NCBI's taxonomy places the organism in Eukaryota, Metazoa, Chordata, Actinopteri, Siluriformes, Siluridae.
GGGUUCAUAGUGCGCGAGCAGGCGGUCCGGCUUGAAAGCUUGAGCGGAAGCACGAGUUUCAGUUGCACGUCUAAUGUUGUGAUAAUUUCUCAGCUUCAGUAAUAUUUUGUUUUAUAAGGAUUAUGGCGUAUCCGAAUUGCUCUCUGAAAGUGAACAAAGAUCUACUGGAUCCCAGCUUUGAAAGUUACAUACUCUCUCUAGACUCAAUCCCAUGCUAUAAUGUAGAGCUGGAUGCAGGGGUGGCAGAGGUGAAACUGAAAGACACCCAGUACACUCUGGACCACAUGAAGGCUUUCGGCAUGUACAAUUACCUCCACAAGGAUCCCUGGUACGAAGAGUGUGUGUACUUUAUUGACUGCAAGGGAAGAGUGCUGAAUCUGAAGGUCACAUUGGACACGGCCCUGGGGAAACCUCGAGAGGUGUUUCGGAUGACCGCUGACCGCAGCGGACAUGAGGACGAAAGGCUUUGUGCUUCUCUGAGUCUGACCUCUGCUACCUGGGCUGCUCUCUCGGACGGGGCCGGAACUCUGACCCUGUUACGCACUGGCAACCGAGGAGAGAGCUCUCAGCUAAAGUGGGAACCCAUGUUCAGCGAAUCUUUCGGGGAGCCUUUCAUCAUCCUGAACAGCGUUUCACACGUCCAGGCAGGGGUUCAAGGGUUCCACGCAAUCGAGCUUCUGCUGCUUCGUAUCCAAAAAGAUCCUGACGACACCAAAGGCAGUGGGUUUUUCACUACACUCGAGUGGGUUACAGUCCACAACUCUGCUGGUCAAGAAAAGAAGUAUGAAGUGAGUAAGAGGAGGUUGAUGAAGGGCAAGUCAGUGCCUCACUAUGCUGCCGUGGAGCCUCAGGGCAAAGGGGUGAUGGUGGCUUCAGAAAAACCCUUCACCUUUACGCAGGUGGAUGGUGCUCCUCUGGAGGACACACCACCUGAAGACAUGGAAGUGGAAAAAACAGAGCCCAUCUACUUUUGGCAGCAGACGGAAGAAGACGUCACAGCGUGCAUCCGUUUACCCGAGGGCACGACGAAAGACGAUAUCCGAUUCAAGCUGUUGGUGGACAGUGUGUGUGUGGGUGUGGGAGACUACACACCUCUGUUACAGGGUCAGCUUUUUGCCCCGGUGGACCCCGAGGCCAGUGUCUGGAUUAUUAAAGAUGACAAAAGUCUUGAGGUAAAUCUGCAGAAGCGCAGUGAAGGGCCGCUCUGGUCCGAGCUGGUUCUGGGUGAUAAGAGAGGACAGUACAUUGUGGAUGAAGAACUGGCUGCACAAGUCCAUCAGAGACUUGCUUACCUCACUGCUGAGGAACUGAACGCGAACCCGGAGAAAGAAAAGCCUCCGUGUAACGCGCAGGAACUGGAAGACUGCGAUGGCUUUCCUGACGACAGUUCGACAUUAAUGAGGUUCGAUGGUGUCAGUUUGAAGCCCACACAUGUGGUGAACCUUGGUAGUCACCAGUACCUUUUCACAGUAGACAUAAAUCCAUCAGAAAUGCAGGCUUUCUGUCUGCGCCACGAUGUCGACGCCUUGCUGUGGCAGCCACGUCCCGAGCAGCCUGAUGCUUUGUGGGAACAUACUGCCACCUUCAAUGCACUGGGUUACGUGCAGGCUUCAAAGAGGGACAAAAAGUUCGCGACAUGCGCCCCCAAUUUCUCAUACGCGGCCCUGGCUGAGUGCGUGCGGAGAGUUUUCAUCUACCGGCAGCCAUCAGCCGUGGACACGGUGCUCUUCAAUCGCAAGCAAGGCCGCCAAAUUGGCCAGAUUGCCAAGCAGCAGGUAGCAAGUCUGGAGUCUAACGAUCCUGUACUGGGCUUUAGAGCAUCUAAUGAAAGACUGUUCAUUUUAACAUCCAAGAAUAUGUUUAUCCUGAAGGUGAAUAAUUAAAGAGACAAGGUGUGUGGGGUGUUUGAAGCGAAUCAGAUAUAUUGGUUUUCCACUUGGGUUCAAUAAGCAAAUGGUGUCCAAAUGUUGCUUUUGCACUUGAGCUACUUAAUAGUACAUUUCAUAGCCACUUAUUAACAUCAUGCAAAUGUUUAUGUUCACUCCUGGGUAAAAAAAAAAAAAAAAGAAGUGCCCCAAAUAACAAAAUUCUACACUUUGAAUAGACUUGAGAACAUUUCUCAUUGGCCAGAAAAGGAACAAGAAUGAAACAAAUGCACUUCUGAGUCUCCCCUGUGCCUCCAUUUGUUCAUUCACUUUAGCUGCAGAGAAGUGGUUUAGGGAAAACCUAGAAACAGGGAAAAAUUCAUUUCUAUGGUUUCAACACCUCUGGUGUCACAAAAUUCUUCAACUCGUCAUCAGCUGAUUGAAGCUCAUCCAGAACGAUUCUUCUUUUUGUAAAAGGUUUUACAUGUUUACACACAUCAAAUGAAACAUCUAUCAAUACUAAUCUACAUCAUCUAUUUGAUUAGAAGCUUCAUAUGUUGCUAUUUUGGGAUUGUCCUGUUUUGUCUUGGUUGCCCAGGAGUGUACAUUUAAUUAUUUAUAUAUAUAUAUAUAUAUAUAUAUAUAUAUAUAUAUAUAUAUAUAUAUAUAAAGCUGUUAAUUCUAAGGUGGUUCCUUUUGACAGUUAUUCAUUGUUUUUCCUCUCUACAUGGCCUUGGAUAUUAAUUUCCUAUAAUAGAAUGUCUGCCUUAUUCAACAAACUGAUGCGCUUUUAUUCAUUUAUACACACACACUAGCAGAACUGAUGGGCUGUGUUCCAGAUGUGGUGAAGGUAUUUCAAUGGAUCAAGAAAUAUUGUAAAAUGAAUGAUUAGUGUAUGAAAAAAACUGCCUGUUGAUGAGAGACUCCAGAACUCCUUUUGCGCAGAACCAUAUGGUAGUGUGGCUUGUAGCACAAAUAAAAACAGUUGUGUAAUACAGUGCCUGUAAGAAAUUUGGAAA